UCGCCGAUCGCAGGUUUGACAACCGGUCAGGAAUUUUCCUUAUAAACUAUCUUAAGGCUAAUAAACAGUUAUUUUAUGUUUAGUGAACAUUUAUUUGUUUUUUGUGCGUGUAUGUGAAGUUAUAUAUAUGGAAUGUUCCAGCAACUUAUAGUGUUAAUAUUAAGGUGUGAGGACGAGUAGACUCCGGCGAGAAGACGCAGCUGUGAGGAGGUUUAAAAGUACCACAUGAGUUAAAAAUGGACAAAAUUAAUUUCACCGUUAACGGUGAACGUUAUUCUCUAACGGGCUCCGAAGUGUCACCGUCUACGACCCUCAAUGACUUUUUAAGGAACACAAUUGGUCUGGUGGGCACGAAGGCGAUGUGCCAUGAGGGUGGCUGCGGAGUCUGUGUUGUGUCUGUCGCCAAGGCACAUCCGGGCACUAAUGAGAAGCACGUACUCGCUGUAAAUUCCUGCUUGGUCCACAUAUUAUCAUGCCACGAGUGGGAUAUCACCACUAUAGAGGGUGUGGGGAACCGCAAGGAUGGUUACAACGAGUUGCAGAUAAGAUUAGCGACCUUCAACGGCACCCAGUGUGGAUACUGCACUCCCGGUUGGAUCAUGAACAUGUAUAGUUUGUACCAGAAUUCUGAAAAGAGCCUGUCAAUGCAUCAGAUAGAGAGGUCGUUCGCCGGGAAUAUCUGCAGGUGUACCGGGUACAGACCCAUUUUGGACGCCUUCAAAAGCUUCGCCACCGAUGUUGAUCAGGACACUAUAAAAAUUAAGGAUUUAGAAGACCUUCACGAAAUGCAGUGUGCGAAUAAAUGUACAAAAAAGUGUACCAAGGAAGAAAAUGAUUGGUGUAUCAUCUAUAACAACAGUAAAAACAAAUUGUUGGAUAUGCAAAUGGGCCCGAACCGAUGGUACAAGGCGUUCUCUUUAGAAGACGUUUUUAAGGUCCUUAGUAAAGAAGGGACAGAUAGUUACAGACUCGUUGCAGGAAACACUGGAAAGGGUGUAUUUCCAAUAACAAGUGAACCUCGUGUAUUCAUCGACAUAACCUCAAUUAGCACCUUAAAAGACAGCUUACUGGAUGAGAACUUGGUGCUCGGAGCUGGUCUCUCCAUCCAUGAAGUGAUGGCGAUAUUCCAGAGGGAGAUGAAAAAUGAUAAUUUCCGCUAUUUGGAGCAUUUUUAUCGUCAUCUGGAGUUGGUAGCGCACGUACCGGUCAAGAAUAUCGGCACCAUUGGGGGUAAUCUGGCUAUGAAGAACGCUAAUCACGACUUCCCAUCCGAUGUCUUCCUUUUAUUCGAAACAGUUAAUGCGAUUGUCACAAUAGUCGACAGAAACCUCAAGCAGAGUGAAUUAAAUUUACAGAAGUUUUUAACUACUGCGCUGAAAGAUAAACUUAUUUUGAAUGUGAAGAUACCACCUAUAUCUACUAACUUCUUGCUCAGAACAUACAAGAUAAUGCCACGCGCCCAAAACGCUCACGCCAUCGUCAACGCAGGUUUCUAUUUCACCUUGGAUGCUGAUGAAAAAGUCACCUCCUCCACCAUAGUGUAUGGAUCCAUCUCCCCCAACUACACUCACGCAAGGACCGCUGAAAAUUUCCUCAAAGGACACCAUCUUUUCAAUGAGCAAACUUUGCAAAAGGCACUAGAGCUGCUGAAUGAGGACAUUAAGCCCAAAGAGUUUUCUCCGGAACCAGCUCCAACAUGUAGGAAAGCGAUCGCUUUGGGACUAUUCUAUAAGGCGAUUUUGUCCCUACAUCCGUCAGCCAACACUCGGUACAAAUCAGGCGGCGCCGAGUUGGCCAGACCAGUGUCACACGGCACCCAAACUUACGAUACCGACAAGAGCUUGUGGCCGCUGAACCAGCCCGUACCAAAAAUGGAAGCUUUAACUCAGUGUUCUGGCGAGGCUUUGUACGUUGGUGAUACUAUAUCCACACCCCGUGACGUGCACGUUGCUUUUGUCCUUUCAUCAAUCUGCUUGGGAGAGAUUGUUGAAAUUGAUCCCAGUGAAGCUUUGAAAACCCUCGGUGUUGUUGGUUUUUUCUCAGCAAAAGAUAUUCCGGGUUAUAAUACUUUCACGCCAAAAGAUGUACCCUUCAUGGACUGCGAAGAGGAGAUCUUAGCAAGCAAAAGAAUCUCUUUUUAUGGCCAUCCUAUUGGCGUAGUCGCAGCUGUGACUAGAAAUUUAGCAUUGAAAGCUGCUAAAUUAGUAAAAAUAUCGUACAAGAAAGAUUCCGCGAAACCAGUUCUAUCUAUUAAAGAUGCUUUGGCAGCUCCUGACAAGGAUAAGCGAAUCCGCGAAGACGUCACAAUAAAAGCGACAGAUAGGGGUACGGAUACAACCCAUGUAAUCAAAGGGAAUUACUACGUACCAGAUCAAUAUCACUUCACCAUGGAGACUCAGAGUUGUACAACGUCGCCCACUCGUCGAGGAGUGUGCGUUAGAUCAGCAAACCAAUGGAUGGACUUAAUUCAGGUUGCUGUGUCGAAGUCCUUGAAUUUACCGUUGAAUAGUGUGGAUGUAGAGGUGCCUCGGCUAGGAGGUGGUUAUGGUGGCAAGGCAUCUAGAGCUUCGCUGAUCGCGUGCGCAUGCGCUCUUGUGACCUUCAAACUCAACCGUAAAGCAUCUCUGGUGAUGCCCCUUACUGAUAAUAUGGAGGCUAUCGGGAAACGGCAGGCUGCUUAUUUCGAAUAUGAGAUGGGUAUAAACAACGAUGGACUAGUCCAAUACGCAGAUAUAGUUUACUACUCGGAUAGCGGUUGUUCAGUUAAUGAUAAUCUAGGAAGCUACAUAGCAGACGCCUUAUCGAGACUGUACAAUAAAAAGAGAUGGAACAUUAAGGGCUAUAGCGUACACACUGACAAACCCAGCAAUACGUGGUGCAGAGCUCCUGCCACUUGUGAAGGAAUAGCACUGGCCGAGCAUCUAAUGGAAAGGAUAGCAAAUGCAACUAAAAAAGACCCUAUCGACGUUCGGAUCCUCAAUAUCGCUGCAGAAAAUUCUCCCAUUUUAGAAAUGAUUGACACUUUCAAAAUAGAUUCAAAAUACGAAGUCCGUAGAAAGGAUAUUGAGAAGUUUAACAGUGAGAACGCUUGGAAGAAGAAAGGUUUACAAGUUUCUAUGAUGUCGUUUCCAAUAGAGUAUGCCGGAAAUUUUCCUGUGACAAUAUCAGUUUACCACGCUGAUGGGACAAUUUUAAUAUCCCACGGUGGAAUAGAGAUGGGACAAGGUAUCAAUACAAAAGUGGCACAAGUUUGCGCAUACACAUUAAAAGUACCUUUGAGUAUUGUGACUGUCAAGGGAUCGGAUACUUUCACUUCUCCAAACAGUAUGGCUACCAAUGGAAGUAUUACUAGCGAAUCUGUAGCGUUUGCGACUAUUAAGGCUUGUACGGAGCUAUUAGCGAGACUGGAGCCGGUGAAGGUGGAUCUGAAGAAUCCCACUUGGCAGGAAAUUGUGAAAGCAGCGUAUAAUAAAGGUAUAAAUCUCCAAAUAAGCGCAACGACUUCAGAACAAGACAAGCUGACUGCCUAUUCAAUUUACGGUGUAUGUAUCGCUGAAGUUGAAUUAGAUGUACUGACUGGUAACCAUCUCCUGACCCGAGUUGACCUGGUGGAAGAUACGGGACGCAGCAUCAGCCCAGAGAUUGAUGUUGGACAGAUUGAAGGCGCCUUCGUUAUGGGCUUAGGUCUGUGGACUUCCGAGAGACUAAUAUACGACAGUUCAGGGCGUCUACUCACAAACAGAACUUGGACUUACAAACCACCUGGCGCUUGCGAUAUCCCAGUGGACUUCAGGGUCUCGUUCAAGAGGAACUCGCUGAAUAAUAACGGUGUUUUAAGAUCUAAAGCAACCGGUGAACCAGCGUUGGUUCUGGCGGUAGUCGUCACUCACGCUCUGCACGAAGCCAUUGCCGAAGCCCGCAAAGAGUACGGCCACAACGACACGGAAUGGGUCCACGUUGAUACCCCAUACUGCAUGGAAAACAUCAUAAAAGCUAUAUCACCGAAUAUUGGAAGUUACCACCUCAAAUAAAAGAUUAACCUAUGGAUUUUAGAACGCAUACAUUGGCUGACCACAAAAAUAUCCCCCAUUGAAUAGAGAAUAAUAUUAUAUAAUAUAAAAAAUAACAUAGUCUUAUCUUAUUUAAAAAUUCUCAUUAAAAUUAGCCUGAAUAAGGCACUAUAAAAUAAAAUGAAUAUAGACGUAGCUUAAAAUAAUAUUUCAGAGC
Molecule: messenger RNA, 4227 nt
Organism: Pararge aegeria (speckled wood butterfly)
Lineage: Eukaryota; Metazoa; Arthropoda; Insecta; Lepidoptera; Nymphalidae
Product: indole-3-acetaldehyde oxidase-like
Exons: 22
Coding region: 237-4031 (1264 amino acids)
Molecular function (GO): 2 iron, 2 sulfur cluster binding; iron ion binding; oxidoreductase activity
Source: RefSeq, a predicted model, not a curated record